This is a messenger RNA of Zychaea mexicana, 889 nucleotides long. RefSeq lists its product as uncharacterized. The transcript has 2 exons. Bases 61 to 774 code for a protein of 237 amino acids. The record is from RefSeq and is a predicted model, not a curated record. Lineage: Eukaryota; Fungi; Mucoromycota; Mucoromycetes; Mucorales; Lichtheimiaceae.
CUCUCUCCUCUUUCUUAUUUCCUCUCAUCUCUCACAACUUUUCUUCUCAAAUCUGUUACAAUGUCCUACGGUGGUGAAGCUAGCAGUUACCAAGGCGGUGAAGCCAACAGCUAUCAAGGUGCCGUUGGCGGUUAUGGACAGCCUGAAGGAUCUCCAUAUGGCCAAAACGUAGCCGAUGCAAGCCGAUAUGCCUCGCAGCAUGCUGGUAGCGAAGAAGAACACAGCUUGUUCUCGUCUGUCCUUUCGAACAUCGUGGACAAGAAGGACUCGGUCGACGACCCGUCGGACGAUGACGUUGCAGCGGCAGAGAAUAAGCACAGAGAACUUUAUGGUGAUGGAGCUCAGUCUUCCUCGCCCCGCGAUAUUGGUUCUGCUGCUGCUGUGGAAGCUUACGAAAAGCACCGCUCGGGCGGUGAAAGCGGUGGCAUGAACGCCUUCAUCGGCAUGGCCAUGGCCGAGGCUGCUAAGCUCUUUGCCAAGCAAAGUGGUGGCGGCAGCAGCGGUGGCUCCGACAAGUCAGAAGCUAUUCAAUCAGCUGCUAUGAUGGCCUUCAAGCUGUACUCUCAAAAGCAGGGUGGCAGUAGUGGCUCCAGCGGCGGUAUCGGUAGUAUGAUUGGAAUGCUCAUGUCUGCCCAGGGCGGUGGAUCAGGACAAAAGGAAUCGUCAGGCUUGGGUGGAAUGGUCAGCUCCAUGCUUGGUGGAGGAAAGAAGGAAGAAAGCCACUCCUCCGGUGGCGGCGAUAUGGCCAGCAAGUUGAUUGGCAAGUUUUUCUAAUGUGUAUAUCCCCCGUUUUCCAUAUUACAUAACAUUACGUGAAGAGCACAGUGGGCCCCUGCAAAUGUCUUUUGUAUAACAUUGUUAAAUACAUAACCUUUUGUUUAAUUACGUC